This is a messenger RNA of Triticum dicoccoides, 637 nucleotides long. RefSeq lists its product as uncharacterized. The transcript has 2 exons. NCBI's taxonomy places the organism in Eukaryota, Viridiplantae, Streptophyta, Magnoliopsida, Poales, Poaceae. The record is from RefSeq and is a predicted model, not a curated record. The coding region runs from base 247 to 567 and encodes 106 amino acids.
UCGAUAAAAAAACAUAAUUGCCACCCUUAAUUACAUUCCAAAUUUCUUAUUGAGAAGUAUUACAUUCCAUCUAAAGCCAAGAAGUAAAAUGCUUCCAAAAAUUGCAUGCCCGUCCUUUGCAUUAUAAACAACCAUGCCAGGGCAGUUAGCUCGUCCCGCAACCAUUAGCUGAAUAAUACACAUCCCAGCAGUCGGUAACCUUGGCUAGCUCUCUCAGCACUCCCCAAACAACCUCGCGAACUCAGGAUGAGGCCGUUCUACACGAUGCUACUAGCCCUCGCCCUUGUGCUGCUCUGCUCAGAUGUGGCGACGAAGGCAGUGACGGCAAAUGGCGGUGGCGCCACUGCGACUGUGACCCCCAUGGACUGCAAGGUGCUCCCGACCAUUCCCGGCAUAUGCAAUCCCAAGAAGUGCAUGGAGGACUGCCAGGGCGGCAUCGGCCGUAGCUCGGUGGGCGAGUGCGUUUCGACGGAUGCCAGUGCACGUACUGCACUAUCCCGCCUCGUGGUCGUCGGAACUGAACGGAGAACAGGCAGACGCUGCUGCAUGCUUCUUUUUCCUGAAUAAUAAUGAUAUAUAUGUUGAAGACGAUGUUUUGGUCGAGAUAGGAUAUUAACCUCCUUCACUGUCACUAUCA